AUGGUCAAGAUUCUCGGUUUAGUUGGCUCGGCUUUGGCUGUUCCAAGUUUCAAGAGCCCACGAUACGACACCAAUGCUCCCAGAAUUAUUGGAGGCUCCGAGGCUGCUGAAGGUCAGUUCCCCUGGCAAAUCUCCCAGCGACGAAUCCAACUCGGCCAGCCUGGCUCUCACAUGUGCGGUGGUUCAAUCGGUGGCUCCAAAUACAUCAUCUCCGCAGCUCACUGCGUUCUUGACGCCACCCGAGUCAUCGUUGCCUAUGGUACCAACGACUGGCGAAGCAACGAUAACCUCGCCGAGGUAGAGGUUUUCCGAGGACACCCCAACUAUGAUGCCCGAGCCAUCGAUUACGAUUACUCCUACAUGAUCCUCAAGGAGGCUCUUUCUUUCAGUGAGACUGUUCAGCCAAUCCAGCUUGUUCCCGCUAACUCUGCUUCGCAAAACAACAAUCUGCUCUACGGAGAAACUGCUACUACUUCUGGAUGGGGCUAUUCUGCCCACGAUUCCAACGGCGAUCCAAUCAACAUUCCCAACCGAAUGCAAUUUGUCGAGCUUCCACUUAACAGCUGGGAUACCUGCGUCGGAUUCUGGGGCGACCCAACCAUCAACCCUAUCCUCGGCAAAUACACCCCACGAAUGCAGUGCUGCGGCGGUCAGGGCUCUACUAGCUGCAUGGGUGAUUCUGGUGGACCCUUGGUCGUCAAGGAUCCAGAGAGCGGUGACAACCUUCUUCUCGGUGCUGUUUCAUGGGGAAGCGGCAAAUGCGACGUCAAUAUUGCGGGAGUCUACACCAACAUCGCUUUCCCAGAAGGACGCCAGUGGUACACUGAUGAGAUCGGCCUUUAA
Messenger RNA from Oikopleura dioica, 843 nucleotides. The record is from the annotation of a GenBank genome assembly. Lineage: Eukaryota; Metazoa; Chordata; Appendicularia; Copelata; Oikopleuridae.